AUGAACUUUUCUGGUUCAAUAAACCCAAACUACUCUUGUCCCUUAUCCACUUCCUUCUAUUCCAGAAGGCAGUUUGGUUACAACUCUUGCUUCCUUAAGAAUCAUCUCCUUGUUUACUUCCGACUUAUUUUAGGGUUUGCUGGACAGUUUCUAUGCAGUUACAGCACACUCCCACUUUAUGCAUUGGUCGCUCAGAUGGGAACGAACUAUAAAGCGGCUCUGAUACUUCAGAGGACAAGAGACACGAUUCAAGGUAUUGAGCUUGAGUCGCAGCCAAUCCAACAACCUCGUAAUACUUCUGCUUAUGCAGCUAAUGAAUCUUCAAGUAGAGUUGGGACACCUCUUCUUAGACCUUGUGUCUCCAUUUCUUCGUCAACGACCCCAGAGCUAAGAGUAGAACCUGUGGAACCUCUCUCGAGAUGA
Eruca vesicaria subsp. sativa (arugula) is the source of this 423-nucleotide messenger RNA. NCBI's taxonomy places the organism in Eukaryota, Viridiplantae, Streptophyta, Magnoliopsida, Brassicales, Brassicaceae. The record is from the annotation of a GenBank genome assembly.